This is a messenger RNA of Procambarus clarkii (red swamp crayfish), 524 nucleotides long. RefSeq lists its product as uncharacterized. NCBI's taxonomy places the organism in Eukaryota, Metazoa, Arthropoda, Malacostraca, Decapoda, Cambaridae. The record is from RefSeq and is a predicted model, not a curated record.
ACUAUCAUUGUAGCUCAGCUCCUCAACGGCAAACAUUCUACAAUCAUGAGAUUCCAGUGCAUCCUAACGGUGUUGGGCGUGAUGGUGGGCGUCUCGUAUGCCGGUAUAAUCUAUGGAGGACUAGGUGGCGGACUCGGUGGAAUUGGCUCAGGAAUUGGUGGACUGGGCGGAGGAAUUGGCCACGGAAUUGGAGGUCUAGGUGGUGGAAUUGGUGGAUUGGGACAUGGCAUUGGUGGAAUUGGUGGACUCGGCAGACUCGGCGGUGGAAUUGGACUCGGCGGUGGAAUUGGUGGACUGGGCGGUGGAAUUGGUGGAUUGGGCGGUGGAUUGGGACAUGGCAUUGGUGGAAUUGGUCAUGGAGGCGGCCUUUACGGAUAUUACGGCAUUGGUGGUCUUUACGGUCUCAUCAGAAAUGGCAAGAGAUUCGCUAUAUACGGACGAUAAAACUGACGGACAGUGCAGUUGACAGAGUUGGAGAUUGUUCAUGUUAACUGAAUAAUCUUGUCAAUAAAUAUUUUGUCAAA